AUGAAGCUCAACGCAGUCCUUAUUGCGACAUUAACCACAUUUGCAAGCUCUGUCCUAGCAUCAGAUGGUUGGGGCUGUGCUGUAGAGGAGGGCGGUCCCGGCACCGGCCUGCUUGAAGAGAUCAAGGGAAUAUUCGAGGACCAGUUCGGAUCUGGCGACAACGACCUGAAGCCUCCGGUUUGGCGGGCCGUGAAAUACAAGGGCUUGUAUUUUGGAGUUGGCAAUAACGAAGGCUAUACCAAGAAGGACACAGCCGCGCUGCGCCAGCAGCUCGUCGAUGAGAAAGAUACAAUUGGUGACGGAUAUAGGUGUAGCUGGACUGGCUCGGGAUCGGCUGAUCCUGCGUAUGAUUUCGGUUAUGAGGAUGACUUUUCUUGUGGCGUUGCUGGGGGAGUUUGGCGCGAGGGUUGCGAUACUCGCGUUGUUGAGUUGAUUUUCCUACUCCAUACUGAAGUUGUUGGCUUUACCUAUAAGGGCAUUACAGUGUCGUCAUAG
Molecule: messenger RNA, 495 nt
Organism: Pochonia chlamydosporia 170
Lineage: Eukaryota; Fungi; Ascomycota; Sordariomycetes; Hypocreales; Clavicipitaceae
Exons: 3
Coding region: 1-495 (164 amino acids)
Source: RefSeq, a predicted model, not a curated record